This is a messenger RNA of Peromyscus eremicus (cactus mouse), 2192 nucleotides long. It is a transcript of the gene Gask1b, whose product is annotated as golgi associated kinase 1B. The record is from RefSeq and is a predicted model, not a curated record. The transcript is spliced from 5 exons. Gene Ontology annotation, cellular component: Golgi apparatus. NCBI's taxonomy places the organism in Eukaryota, Metazoa, Chordata, Mammalia, Rodentia, Cricetidae. Bases 461 to 2017 code for a protein of 518 amino acids.
UUAAAAAAGACCCUCACGUGUCUGAAAGCUGUGCAGCAGCCAGUUUACAAAUCCCUGGGCUUCGCUGUCAGAAGGCGGCAGCUUUUAUGGCUGAGCUGAGAUGUUUGAAAGGUGGAGCACUCUUGACCAUGAAAUAUGCUCUCCUUACAUGCCGCAGCCUUUCAAAGUUCUGUGCAUUAGAAUCAGGGAUUCCAUUCUUCCUGGAGCUGAGCGUGGGGCCAGCGCUAGUCAGCCUUUCUUUCUCCCGAGGAAGGCUGAUAGGCGUUUAAAAGGCUCGUGGUGGCCUGUGUCCCAAGUGUUCCCAGCGCCAGCAGCGACCCUUCUCUUUCGCCUCUGCCCAUUGGAGACGACUUAGAUAUCGAAGCAGACUGGACGGCUGGAUUCAGGAAGCCAUGAAUCAUGUCACCAGAAACGAGCUGCAGACUUUAAACUCCGUUCAGCAUGUGGAAGCGGCAGAGAAAUGACCUGUCCAGACAAGCCGGGGCAGCUCAUAAACUGGUUUGUCUGCUCCCUGUGCGUCCCUCGACUGUGUAAACUCUGGAGCAGCCGGCGUCCCAGGACCAGACGGAACCUUUUGCUGGGCACUGCCUGUGCCAUCUACCUGGGCUUCCUGGUGAGCCAGGUUGGCAGGGCCUCCUUCCAGCAUGGGCAGGCCACGGACAGGGGGCCACCCCACAGCCGCGACAACUUCAAGGUACCCUUCCCGGAGAUCCCCUUGGAUGGUACCCUGGCCCCUCCAGAGUCGCAGGGCAAUGGGAGCACCCUGCAACCCAACGUGGUGUACAUUACCCUACGCUCCAAGCGCAGCAAGCCUGCCAAUAUCCGUGGCACGGUGAAACCCAAGCGCAGGAAGAAGUAUGCAGUGGCAUCUGUAGUCCCUGGUCAGGAGGUGCUGGUUAAACCAUCCUUUAUACUGCAGGACGUUGUACCGGCAGCAGAUGCUGAAGUACCUGCCUAUGCUCAGGGUUACCUGACAAAGGUUGGGGAACGACCCUGGAGGGUGCUGCGUGGUCCUGGAAUCAGAACGGGGGGUUCAAAUUUGCGGCAGCCUGGGACACGGGAGAGCAACAUCAGGAUUUACAGUGAGAGCGCCCCCUCAUGGCUGAGCAAAGAAGACAUCCGCACAAUGCGCCUGCUGGCUGAUGGUGAGGUGGCUAGCAUCCUGCCAUCCUUCUCUAAGAGUGGUGCCCGCUUGCUGGUGUUGGAAGGGAGCACCUCAGGCUCUGUGCCUGGCUGCGGGCCUAGCCCCUGUGGGCUACUCAAGCAGCCCCUGGACAUGAGUGAAGUGUUUGCCUUCCACCUGGACAGGAUUCUGGGUCUCAAUAGGACCCUGCCAUCUGUGAGCAGGAAAUCAGAGUUCAUCCAAGAUGGCCGCCCUCGUCCUAUCGUUCUCUGGGACUCAUCUCUGGCAUCUACAAGCAAUGACAGCCAUUCUUCUGUUAAGAUCACCUGGGGAAAUUAUCAGCAGUUGCUAAAACAGAAGUGCUGGCUGAAUGGCCGUGUUCCUAGACCUGAGUGGGGCUGCACUGAAAUCCAUCACCAUGAAUGGUCCAAGAUGGCUCUCUUCGAUUUUUUGUUACAGAUUUACAAUCGCUUAGAUACCAAUUGCUGUGGAUUCAGACCUCGAAAGGAAGAUACUUGUACACAGAAUGGACUGAGGCCAAACUGUGAUGACCAAAAUUCUGUGACUUUAGCACACAUUGUCCAGCGAAAGAAGGACCCAAGGCAUUUGGUCUUCGUAAACAACAAGGGCUUCUUCGAUAGAAGUGAAGACAACCUAAACUUCAAAUUGCUAGAAGGCAUCAGAGAGUUUCCCGACUCUGCAGUUUCUGUUUUGAAGAGCCAGCACUUACGACAGAAGCUCCUUCAGUCUCUGUUCCUUGAUAAGGUUUACUGGGAAAGUCAAGGAGGCAGGCAAGGCAUCGAGAAGCUCAUUGAUGUGGUAGAGCAGAGAGCCAGAAUCCUUGUCACCUACAUCAAUGCACAUGGCGUCAAAGUAUUACCGAUGAAAGAAUGACGUAGGACUUUCUUCCGCCUUGAGGGCUGUACAUGUGUGACCUUUGGUUUUUCUUAAAUAAAGUAGAUCAACCUUAAGUGUUUCUAGGAGUGAAGCAGCAUAGUUGAAUAUACAAAACUGAUCUGAUACAUAUCAUAAACAGAGUUUAGAAAGUUUGCAUCAUUUAAAGGUAUGC